GUUUGCGAGAACUCAAAAUGGCUAGAGCUGCUGCUGCUGCUGGGACUAUUGUUGGAGUUGUGUUCCUUUGCCUGAUGAUGAAUAUUGAGAUAGCUAGUGCAGCCACAUAUACAGUAGGAGAUGAUGCUGGCUGGAGCUAUGAUGUGUCCCCAUGGCCCUUGGGCAAGAACUUCAAGGUUGGAGAUGUUCUGGUUUUCAACUACAAGCCAUGGCAACACAACGUUGUGGUGGUAAACCAAGCCGGCUUUGACAACUGCUCGGUGCCACCAGGGUCAAAAACCUACGAUACAGGUGCAGAUAGCAUCCCCGUCGUGAAGGGUUACAAUUUUUUCAUCAGCAGUAUGGGAAAUGAUUGUCACCUCGGAUUGGCAAUGACUCUUUAUGCAGAUUAAAUGGUUUACAAUAUG
Magnolia sinica is the source of this 407-nucleotide messenger RNA. RefSeq names its product basic blue protein-like. NCBI's taxonomy places the organism in Eukaryota, Viridiplantae, Streptophyta, Magnoliopsida, Magnoliales, Magnoliaceae. The transcript has 2 exons. Gene Ontology annotation, cellular component: plasma membrane. The record is from RefSeq and is a predicted model, not a curated record. Gene Ontology annotation, molecular function: electron transfer activity. The coding region runs from base 18 to 392 and encodes 124 amino acids.